AUAUUCGAAAUGAUUUUAAGCCCGAAUACGCUGUUAAUGUGGGCCUAUGGUGUGGGAUUCUUUGAUCUACUCAGCGCCGUGCUCUUUUCUAUGGUCAGUUUUAAGACGAUCUGCAAUCGCUUAAGUUGGCUGACAAUUUUUGCGGUUGUUUUUGGCCUUUUCUGGGUAUCGAUGAUACUGAUGCUCCUGGUCGGCAUUCAUGGGCGCAAUCCCAAAUGUGUGCGUGCCUGGAUUAUCUUCUCCUGCCUUGGAAUCCUGGUGGAGAUGUUCCUGAUUUUGUAUGCCGUUUUCACCGAGAGCUCUUUCCAAAUUGGUCUGGUCAAAAAUGGAUUGUUGCUGAUGCUGGGAUUGUGUAUUGAGUGCAGUUUUCUAUACAUAGUUUACCGAUUUUAUGUAACUUUGGCAUUUUGCCAGGCCUGUCACAAAACUAUACAGUCAAAAGUGGUUCAACAACAUCUUACAGAACCGUCUCAAGACUCCAAUCACCAAAGACAAAAACAAGCCAGAGAUCAGCACAAUAAUCGUUUCCAAAUCCAAAAUCCCAAAGGAAAAAUUGUUCAAAACACACCAUCACAUCCCAGGAAGCUGAGUUUUCUUCAAACUUCUAAUAGCAAUCUAUCGCCAUAAAGU
Messenger RNA from Drosophila rhopaloa, 630 nucleotides. RefSeq lists its product as uncharacterized. The transcript is spliced from 4 exons. The coding region runs from base 10 to 627 and encodes 205 amino acids. The record is from RefSeq and is a predicted model, not a curated record. Lineage: Eukaryota; Metazoa; Arthropoda; Insecta; Diptera; Drosophilidae.